AUGGCGUCUUUGUUGUUGUCAAAAACUAAAGAUAAUCAUUGCAAGUUAAGUACAUUUCUAAAAUGGGAAAAAGAAUUUAAUUUUAAGUUUGAGUACGAUGUUAAUGGCACUGACGUUGUGAGAUUGCGGUGUUCGUUGUGCAAACAAUAUGAAACUCAAAUUAAAAACAUUAAAACAUUUUCUAUUGCAUGGAUUCGCCCCGGAACUCCAUCCAUUAAAAAAGACAGUGUAAGAAGUCACUGUAAUACUCUUCAACAUAAAGAGGCACAUCGGAUUGAUUAUCGGAGUAAAUUGGGUUUGGGUGGUUACCAAAAAAGUGUCGUCAAAAAAACUCUUACCCCCGUUGAUCCUCGUGGAAAGUAUCAACGAAAAAUUGAUGAAAAAGAUCGCGACUCACUCCAAAAGAAAUUUAACGCAGUUUAUUACUUGGCAAAAAAAGAACGCCCAUUUACUGAUUUCCCUGAUUUAUUAGAGUUAUUAAAAAAAAAUGGUGUUCAAAAUCUUGGUGAAAGUUACGCAACUAAUAAAGCCGCUGGUAUUUUCACGGAUUACAUUGGUGAAAUAGCUAAAGAUCUUUUCAAAAAAGACUUUAUAAAAGCAAGAUAUUAUUCUGUAUUAAGUGACGGCAGUUGCGAUAGUGCUACAAUUGAACAAGAAUUAGUGUAUGUGUUGUAUUUGCUAGAAGGUAGUCCGUGUGUGAAACUUUUAUCAGUCGAAAGUCCUGAUAAUGGUAAUGCUAGUGGUUUAAAAAACUGCCUUAAACAAUCGUUUGAAAGAGUUGGUAUAUCUGAUAUGUCCAAAAAACUUGUAGGGUUAAACGUGGAUGGAGCAAGCGUAAAUCUUGGUAUUCACUCAGGUUUAGGAGCUUUAUUAAAGUUAGAUUCUCCUUGGCUUCAAUUAAUAUAUUGUUUCAACCAUCGUCUUGAGCUUGCCUUAAAAGAUGCUUUUGAAAAAACUGCAGCAUUUGAAAUUUGCGAAACCUUCUUGUUAAAUUUACGUUCUCUUUAUGAACAAUCUCCAAAACGUUUAAGAGAAUUAAAACUUAUAUCGGAAGCUUGGGAAACAUCAAUCCCUAAGCCUGCAAAAUCGUACGGUACACGUUGGCUUGACCACAAAUGGAAUGCAAUGAACAUCGCUUUAGAAAACUAUGGUGCAUAUAUUUCGCAUUUAGAGUCUCUCAGCCAAACAGACUCCCAGCCUUCAAAGCGAGCUGAAUUAAAGGGAUUUCUUCGAUUGUGGAAAAAAGCCUCUCUUGUGAUACAUUUAUCUGUUUAUUUAGACGUUCUAGCUCCGUUAAGACGCUUAAGUAUUGCCUUCCAGCAAGAUUUACACGAUCCAGUCAAAGCAGUCCGCAGGGUACAGCAAUUUAAUUUGACAAUGGCGAAACUUCGUAUUAUUUUGAGUAAUUCCGUCGACAAAAUGUGUACAGAGCAAACGAUUUUAACGAAUUACAAGAAAUUAAUUGGCAACGUAACUGAAAAGGAUGAUAUAACGUUUUCUCCUUUAUUUCAAAAUUUAAUUGUUCUGCUUGACGUAUCUUUUUGGCCCGUAAACCCUGAUUGUAUAUUUGGAGAUAAAGAAAUAGCGGAAAUUGUAAUAUAUUUUAACGAACUUUUAAAAAACGGAGGAUGUGAUACCAACAAAAUUAGCAUUGAGUGGAUUAUCUUAAAGAGUUAUAUAUUUCCGAUGUUACGUAAUUCAGGAGGUGAAAUUUAUUUAAAAAUUUGGAAAAAAAUAUUUUUGACAGAUAUAAUUAUUGCAGAAUGUCGAAAUAUAUUAGAUGUCUUUGAGUUGCUUCUGCUUUGUCCAUUUACAAACGCUAAAGUUGAACGUAUGUUUUCCCGCGUUAAUCGAGUAAAAUCUGAUUGGAGAAAUAAAUUAUCACGUGAUCGACUCGAAUGUCUUUUACGAAUCGGAGAAAAAGGAUGCAGUUUGAAUAAAUUUGACCCAAACCCUGCUCUGGAUGCUUGGUAUCAAGAUAAAAUAAGAAGACUUAGUGCUGCACCUCAUCGCUACCCAGAUAAACGAAGAAAAUUAUCUGCAGCAAAAUCUUCCAUUGAUCUAUCUGUAUUAACAAUAUCAGAUUUUGAAAGAGAAAGCGAUAGUUCUAACCCUGAUGUCUAA
This is a messenger RNA of Hydra vulgaris (swiftwater hydra), 2124 nucleotides long. The record is from RefSeq and is a predicted model, not a curated record. NCBI's taxonomy places the organism in Eukaryota, Metazoa, Cnidaria, Hydrozoa, Anthoathecata, Hydridae.